CGCCGCCGCUGAUUGGCUGGCGGCUCUUUCCUUUGUGGCUCGGGUCAGUUCCGGUUCGGAUCGGAGAGCCGGAGCAGAACACACACACACACACCGUCAGAGCGCGAGCGGAGUGUGUGUUCGGAGAGAGAGAGAUUAUCUCAGUGUGUGUGUGUGAGAGAGAGAGAGAGUUCACAGGAUCUCCGACUGUCCGUCAUGGCGACCCCCGCGCUGUACGCCUGCACCAAAUGCAACCAGCGAUUCCCCUUCGAGGAGCUUUCGCAGGGACAGCAACUCUGCAAGGAGUGCCGUAUCGCUCAUCCCAUCGUUAAAUGCACCUACUGCAGAACCGAGUUUCAGCAGGAGAGUAAAACCAACACCAUCUGCAAGAAAUGUGCUCAGAAUGUUAAGCAGUUCGGGACGCCGAAGCCGUGUCAGUACUGUAACAUCAUCGCUGCGUUUAUCGGGACGAAGUGUCAGCGCUGUACCAACUCUGAGAAGAAGUACGGCCCCCCCCAGACCUGCGAGCAGUGUAAACAGCAGUGUGCCUUCGACAGGAAGGAGGAGGGGCGGAGGAAGGUGGAUGGGAAGCUGCUGUGUUGGCUCUGCACGCUGUCGUACCGGCGCGUUCUACAGAAGACUAAAGAACAGCGGAAAGGCCUCGGCUCCUCCCACUCCAACGCAUCAUCACUCAGCGACAAAGAACAUCGACAUCACCACCGACACAGCAGCUCCCACCACAAGCUGAGCGGCAGUCUGAGUCCAGAGCAGGAGCAGCGUCUGUGGGAUCAGAGCCAUAAAUCCUCCUCCAUCCAGAAGGAAACUCCAAAGAAGAAACCAAAACUAGAGCUGAAACCGUCCAACGGAGACAGGUACCCUCACCUGAGAGAGAGAGAGGGAGAGAGAGACACACAGACACAGAGGAGGGGGGAGGGGGGCAGGAGGGACAGUAGCUCUGUCGCUCAGUCGAUGGAUUCUGGAGGAACUGAUAAUUUUAUCCUGAUCAGUCAGCUGAAAGAGGAAGUGAUGUCACUGAAGCGUCUGCUGCAGCAGAGGGACCAGACCAUCCUGGAGAAGGACAGGAAGCUGACAGAGCUGAAGGCUGAUUUUCAGUAUCAGGAGUCCAACAUGCGGGUGAAGAUGAACAACAUGGAGAAAGCUCACAAAGAGGCCAUGGAGCAGCAGCAGGCGAAGAACAGGGAGCUGAUGAAGCAGGUCGCCGCUCUCUCUAAGGGCAAAAAACUCGACCGCAGCAGCGGCUCACUGCUGUUACCAUAGCGACGACCCCUCCCCUCCACGCAGGUCAUCACUGUGAGGAAGCGAAGGCCACGCCCCCUUCGGCUCAUUAUAGUUUAAACUUUUAUUUUUUCCUCCCUCCAUCCGCUUCUCUCUCCCUCUCAUAUUCUACCUCUCUCUCUCUCCAUCUCUCUUUCUCAUAUUCUACCUAUCUCUC
This is a messenger RNA of Colossoma macropomum (tambaqui), 1432 nucleotides long. It is a transcript of the gene fam76b, whose product is annotated as family with sequence similarity 76 member B. The record is from RefSeq and is a predicted model, not a curated record. The transcript is spliced from 10 exons. Lineage: Eukaryota; Metazoa; Chordata; Actinopteri; Characiformes; Serrasalmidae. Bases 196 to 1257 code for a protein of 353 amino acids.